AUGGCCACCGAAGGCGCGGCCCCCUACGCUCCCGAGUAUGCCUCGUACAAUUGGACCGGUGCUCCGUCGGACUACUCAACCUUGACUACCAAUGGCCUGGGUGGUGAUUCCAGGACGGAGAACUUGAACAAAUGGUACCAGUCCGGUGACCAAGCCUACAUCAUCGUCGCCUCCGCUAUGGUCAUGCUUAUGAUACCCGGUCUCGGUUUCCUCUACUCCGGUCUCGCUCGCCGCAAGUCUGCCCUUAGCAUGAUCUGGGCUUGCAUGGGUUCCAUGUGUGUCGUGACUUUCCAAUGGUAUUUCUGGGGAUACUCGUUGGCUUUCUCUCCGUCUGCCACCAAUGGGUUCAUUGGAAACUUGCGCAACUUUGGUUUGAUGAAGGUUCUGGCGGAUCCUAGCCCUGGAUCCCCGCUGGUUCCCAACCUGCUGUAUGCCUUCUACCAGAUGCAAUUCUGCGGAGUCACAGCUGCUAUUAUCAUGGGAGCCGUCGCCGAGCGUGGUCGCCUGCUCCCCGCCAUGGUCUUCACCUUCGUCUGGGCUACGAUCGUCUACUGCCCUAUCGCCUGCUGGGUUUGGAACGUGAACGGAUGGGCUUUCAACUACGGUGUCUUGGAUUAUGCUGGUGGUGGUCCCGUCGAAAUCUGCUCCGGUCUCUCAGCUCUCGCCUACUCGAUGGUCCUCGGUCGUCGCCAGGAGCGCAUGAUGCUCAACUUCCGCCCUCACAACGUCUCGCUCAUUCUGCUCGGAACCGUCUUCCUCUGGUUCGGAUGGCUUGGAUUCAACGGUGGCUCGUCUUUCGGUGCCAACAUGCGCGCUACCAUGGCCUGCUGGAACACCAACCUGACUGCUGCCUUUGCCGCUAUUAGCUGGGUGAUUCUCGACUGGCGCUUGGCUCGCAAGUGGUCUAUGGUCGGAUGGUGCUCUGGAACCAUCUCUGGUCUCGUUGCUGCGACUCCUGCUUCCGGUUUCCUUCCUCCUUGGGCCAGUGUUGUUCUCGGUAUCGUGACUGGCAUCGUGUGCAACUAUGCUACAAAGGUGAAAUACUGGAUCCGUAUCGAUGAUUCUAUGGAUGUGUUCGCAGAGCACGGUGUCGCUGGUAUUGUCGGUCUCAUCUUCAACGCCUUCUUUGCCGACGACGCCAUUGUCGGCCUCGACGGAGUCAACACCGGCUCCGGAAUGGGUGGAUGGCUUAUCGGCAACUGGAAGCAGCUGUACAUCCAGAUUGCUUUCAUCGUUGCCUCCUCCGCCUACUGCUUCGUCGUCUCCGCCAUCAUCGCCUACGCCAUCAACGCCAUCCCCGGUUUGAAGCUCCGCGCCUCUGAGGAAGCCGAACUCCUCGGUAUGGACGAUGACCAGCUCGGCGAAUUCGCCUACGACUACGUCGAGGUCCGCCGCGACUACCUCGCCUGGACUCCUCAGAAGCAUGACCAGCACGCCGACGGCCACGAGGUUCCCGCCGCCGCGCGCUACGGUAUCGGCGAGCACAGUGACAUGAUGUUGGACGGCCAAGCCCCGCCCGGUGGAUCCAACAGCCGUGGGAGCGAAGUCUCGGGCAUCCAGGAGGUCGCCGUCAAGGAGGAAGCCCAACGGCCGAUUCCGACCGAGUCUGAGAAGAUCGCUCCGGCGCCUUAG
Aspergillus calidoustus is the source of this 1632-nucleotide messenger RNA. Lineage: Eukaryota; Fungi; Ascomycota; Eurotiomycetes; Eurotiales; Aspergillaceae. The record is from the annotation of a GenBank genome assembly.